AUGGAAGAAGCCUUGAGAAUGCUAAGCGGCGGAGACUCUCCCUCACUUAAAAAACCUUCCUCCAUCACCACCACCGCCGCCGCCACCACCAACUCCCGGAAACCCAUCAAAGACGGCAUCGCCGCCGCCGCCGGCGUCAGGUACCGUGGCGUAAGACGCAGGCCAUGGGGUCGUUACGCCGCCGAGAUACGUGAUCCCCAGUCCAAAGAACGCAGAUGGCUAGGAACCUUCGAUACUGCCGAGGAAGCUGCCGUGGCUUACGAUUGCGCUGCCCGAGCCAUGCGUGGCUCAAAGGCUCGUACAAAUUUCGUCUAUCAUAAUACCAUUAACUCUUUUUUACCUAUCAAUAACAAUAAUAAUAAUAAUCUUUCUCAUAAUAACUAUCAUCAUCAUCAUCAGAAACCCUCGUUCAGAGUUGCAGAGCAGAAAAUUACUAAUUCACCCCUGCCAAUUUACGAUCAGUUUAUGUCGAUUCGUGAUCCUUUACCCAACUUUUCUUACGGUAGUACUAAUGAAACAAAUGGAUCAGGUGGUUAUGAUGGGAUGGAUUUCUUUUCUUGUGAAAAGUCUGAUUCAGGUUUGCUUCAAGAAGCCCUAACUGGAUUUUUUCCAAAACCGGUUGAGAAACAUCAGGAACCGGUUAAGUGGGCUUCACCUGGUCCUAUGCUGUCUGAAGUAUCUCGAUCUCUUGAUUAUUAUGGUUUGGGUGGUUCUAAUGCUGAUGGGUCGUCGUCGUCUUCGUCUUCUUCGUUUGUUCUUGGUGAUUCGUCUCAGUAUUCUGAUGCUCUGAGUUACUUUGCUGCUGCGGCUGCAGCUAGGCAGAUGCAAAAUGCUUGA
Messenger RNA from Impatiens glandulifera, 837 nucleotides. RefSeq names its product ethylene-responsive transcription factor ESR2-like. The record is from RefSeq and is a predicted model, not a curated record. Gene Ontology annotation, molecular function: DNA-binding transcription factor activity; DNA binding. Gene Ontology annotation, biological process: regulation of DNA-templated transcription. Bases 1 to 837 code for a protein of 278 amino acids. The transcript has a single exon. NCBI's taxonomy places the organism in Eukaryota, Viridiplantae, Streptophyta, Magnoliopsida, Ericales, Balsaminaceae.